AUGGCAUCUGGAGUGGAGGUUGUCGGCCUCGCACUUGCGGUAGUCCCUUUGUUUAUCGAGGCUGCCAAGGUCUAUUCGGAUGGAAUCGAGGCCAUAGCUGACGUCGUGGUGAAGAGCAGAUGGGACGAGCGCUUAGAGGAGUUCUACCUCGACUUUUACAUGCAACUGCUUUACUUGGAUGAAGCAUUACAGAGACUUCGCGAUGCGCUUGGACCUGGGCUUUUCCAGACGGGAGACAAGAAGCAACAAUUAAAGCUGCUUUCGAACUGGCAGUACGACACAGAUAUGACAGAAGCCUUAAGGCAGUAUUUCGGAUCCAACGACAGAUUCAACGCUUUCACCAUAAUUAGCAAGAAGAUCAUGACGCUCCUGCAGCAACUUGUCAAAGACAAGACAAAUCGGGUUACCACUCAAGAUCGGAGCGAUCAAGCAAUGUUCGGGAAGCUUAAGGAGCUUGCCAUUGCAAGAGAGCUGGGCUCAACCAGCAGCUCUUUUCUCGAGAGAUUCGCCUUCUUCCGUCACCGCGAAAAACGCGAACAAUGCAUAAAGAAGCUCGCGACUUGGGUCAAAAACCUCGAGAAGCUCACAAAACAAGCCGAAAAAUCACCAUCUGAAUAUGCGCAAACCACCAGGAACAACACGAAGCCUAAAUUUGACCCAGUCAAACCGAGAAAACCUCCGUUAUCUAAAGAACUGCGUGACCUCAUUGCGAAUCUUCACCCGGCCUUGCGAGAACACUCCAAUUGCUCUUGUUCGGAACAACAUGAGAUUAAGCUCUGCCUUAAAGACUCAUAUGAGAGCGCCGACCUGUAUCCGUGUUUGAAGAUCGACCUUCUUCUAUCUGGGAAUUUCGAUACCGGUUCCACACGAGACAUCAGAUGGCAAGAGGCCAACGUCUUCAUUACUUCCCAGUGUUCGAGCAAUGCUAACCAGCUCAAACCUCUCUCAACAUUGUGCGAGGCCUGCGAUUCUGACCUCGGCAAUUACAGCCUCGCUCUCGUAUUCGAAGACACCAGCACCCAGCAGCGCAUCAAGCGACGCGGCGCCGAUCUACGGAAGCUCCGAUUUCAAGAAUCCUUCCCGCCCAUCACCCUCAGCGAACUACUCGACGGCUCGACAAAGCUCGACCCGCGGGAGAAGCGCACGCUCGCGCUCAUCUUCGCCGAGUCGCUCCUCCUCUAUCACGACAGCGCCUGGAUGUCGGCGAAUGGUGGAGGCUGGGCCAAAGACGACAUUUGCUUCUUCUUCCAGACCGAGGACGAACCGGAUGUCGCCCACCCUUUCCUCUCCGCGCGCUUCGAUAACGCCUCGAUUACCCGCAAAGACCCGUUUCGGAAUGCCAGCCUCCACCGCAACCCGAGUAUUCUAGCCCUCGGCAUCCUGCUGAUCGAGAUUUUCAACGAGAAGCCGAUCGAGAAGUGGCGAACCCCGCGGGAGCGCAAGGACCCUGCAGUAGCAGCAGCGACGACGGCGUGGAUGGUGGCGGAUCGGGUGGUCAAGAAGAUGGACCAAUCGCCUUCGCGCGAAGCUAUUGAAGCAUGCUUGGAUCUGGACUGGAUACCGGCGGGGCGUGGAGCUGGACUGGAUGAUCAGGAAACGAGGAUGGGACUGCUGGAGAAUGUGAUUGCGCCGCUGAAGCAGGAAAUGAAGUGGCUUUCCGUGAACAAGCUUUCAUGA
This is a messenger RNA of Lasiodiplodia theobromae, 1677 nucleotides long. RefSeq lists its product as uncharacterized. The coding region runs from base 1 to 1677 and encodes 558 amino acids. The transcript has 3 exons. Lineage: Eukaryota; Fungi; Ascomycota; Dothideomycetes; Botryosphaeriales; Botryosphaeriaceae. The record is from RefSeq and is a predicted model, not a curated record.